This is a messenger RNA of Pecten maximus, 1122 nucleotides long. RefSeq names its product tyrosine-protein kinase Yes-like. The record is from RefSeq and is a predicted model, not a curated record. Gene Ontology annotation, molecular function: protein binding. Lineage: Eukaryota; Metazoa; Mollusca; Bivalvia; Pectinida; Pectinidae. The coding region runs from base 1 to 1122 and encodes 373 amino acids. The transcript has 9 exons.
AUGGACAAGACGAAACCCGGAGGGGCCAAUAAGGGUAAGGUAAAGGUGAAAAACACAACCAGUAAGACGGGAAAACCCCAGAAACAGAUUGUGUUUCCCGAAGAGGAUUACAACAUGCCCAGCAAUAGGCAGUCCCCGGACGGUUACACCACCGAAGUCCAGACGGAUGCAAACACUCAAAAGAAAAAAGUAAUAGUAGCCAAAAACAGCCAUCCAAAGACACAAACCACGAAGAAGCCAAAGAAAGUAAUAAAACCUGCCGAAAUGCCACGAGAUGAUGUCUACACGGAGGGGAACUUGCUUGCCGUCGAAAAUGACCCCAAAAGUAACGACAAGUUAUCCUCAACCGGAGGAAAUUCUGGAGACAAAUCAGUCCGAUCAACCAAAGUAACGACUACAACGAAGCGAAAGAAACCCAGCGAGGCACCACCAGCACAAAAAGAUAGAGCACCACCACCAAAGGGACCCGAUCCUUCAACUGCCUCACCAGAAAUAAAACAACCCAAACUAAAUAAAUCGAAACCAACGAGUAAGCCAAGACCAAUUGCAGCGAGCAUGCCUAAUUCGGUGUCCAGUGUGAAGACAAGUGUGACCAACAGGACAGAUAUAGCACCACAGAAAUCACAAAGAACGGAGAAAUCUAACGGGCCAGCCCGUGAUAGCCACCUCCUGGUCCUCCACGACUUCCAGGCCCGGAUGAAAGGAGAUAUGGAGAUAAGAAGGGGCGAGAUCCUCCUACUAGUAGACGCUAGCGACGCUGAUUGGUGGGUAGCCAAACAGAAGCAUGGGACUCGCCAUGGCUACAUACCUUCUGCCUACGUGGCGAAGGAGGGUACCCUCGACAUUUAUCCGUGGUACGGAGGGGAGAUUUCUUUACGUGAGAGUGAACGGCUGUUGAUGCGUCCACGACUUAUAACAGGAACUUUUCUCAUACGGAAACCUGAGAAGGGCGUUAAGGGCUAUAUAUUGUCGAUGAGGUACAAUCAAGACAACAACAAUGAGUCCGUGAAACACUACAAAUUGAAAGAAGUGGCAGAAAAUAGAGAGGUAGUCUAUUACCUCACUCUCCAGCGUUCCUUCGAGAGCCUCCCUCAAUUGGUGAUGCACUACAUGGGUGGGUAA